AUGGCAGACCUACACGGUUCCGAUAGAGAUGAGAGGCGAAGCAAACGCCUUCAUAUCUGCCUCUCUGUUGACUUUGACGCCAUUAGUGGGUAUCUUGGCACCGGCCAUGACCCUAGAAAUACCAUGGCCGACUACUCGGCCGGUAUCUUCAGCGCCCGUGUAGGAGUACCGCGUCUCCUCAAGCUCUUCGAAAAAUAUGGUAUUGGUAACAAGGUAUCUUGGUUCUUACCCGGCCAUAGCAUCGAGACGUUCCCUGAGGAGGCUGCUGCGAUUGUGAGGAGUGGCGCUGAGAUUGGAUUGCACGGAUACAGCCAUAAAGGAGCAUAUGCCAUGACACCAGAGCAGGAGGAAGAAGUCUUGAUGAAGUGCAUUGAAAUAGUGGUGGCGCUACAGGGAGGUAAAAAGCCGGUCGGGUAUCGAGCCCCAUUGUAUCAGAUCCAAGAGACUACGGUACAGCUACUCCAGAAGAAUGGCUUCCUCUAUGACAGCAGCAUGAAUGCCCAUGAUUCUUUGCCAUACAUCCUACCAAACCCAUUUCCCACAGAACCACCAAGGAUACCAGAUUAUAGCCAGAGAGCAAGCAGUUGGAUGGUGCCAAGCAGUGUUCCCCAGGAGCCAGCAGCAGGUACGGACGAGGCGAAGAACGGUCUUAUAGAAAUCCCUAGCAGUUGGUACACCGAGGACAUGACUCCCUUGGGGUUUUAUCCUUAUACACCUAACUCCCAGGGUUAUGUCGCGGUUGAUGUGGUAGAAAAGAUGUGGUGGGAUAGAUUUGAUUGGCUAUGGGAAAACGAAUGCUUUGUGCACGAAGAUGGGUUUGGGAGCAUCUAUCCUAUGGUCUGGCAUCCUGAGAGUGCUGGAAGAGCGCAUGUUGUGGGCAUGAUCGAUCGAUUUAUAGGCAAGCUCAUCAAAAAGAUAAAUGAAGCCGAGCCAGGGGAAGUAACCUUUGAGACUAUGGAAACCAUGGCCAAGGCUUUCAAGGCCAAAAAUUGUUACAACGAUGAUGGGUGCUAG
This is a messenger RNA of Endocarpon pusillum Z07020, 1014 nucleotides long. RefSeq lists its product as uncharacterized. The record is from RefSeq and is a predicted model, not a curated record. The coding region runs from base 1 to 1014 and encodes 337 amino acids. Gene Ontology annotation, molecular function: hydrolase activity, acting on carbon-nitrogen (but not peptide) bonds. Lineage: Eukaryota; Fungi; Ascomycota; Eurotiomycetes; Verrucariales; Verrucariaceae. Gene Ontology annotation, biological process: carbohydrate metabolic process. The transcript has a single exon.